Messenger RNA from Helicoverpa armigera (cotton bollworm), 2292 nucleotides. It is a transcript of the gene Taf11, whose product is annotated as transcription initiation factor TFIID subunit 11. Gene Ontology annotation, cellular component: transcription factor TFIID complex; nucleus. The record is from RefSeq and is a predicted model, not a curated record. NCBI's taxonomy places the organism in Eukaryota, Metazoa, Arthropoda, Insecta, Lepidoptera, Noctuidae. Gene Ontology annotation, molecular function: transcription coactivator activity; protein heterodimerization activity. Gene Ontology annotation, biological process: RNA polymerase II preinitiation complex assembly; transcription initiation at RNA polymerase II promoter. The coding region runs from base 152 to 1069 and encodes 305 amino acids. The transcript has 5 exons.
GACAUUGACAGCUAGUCCUUCAUUCAUUGCUCUUUCUCUUUUCUGCAAAAUGCGUAAAUAUUAUGUUACGUUGAUAUUAUUUUCAUAUUAUCCAUAAUUUAAUCGUGACUUUAAAUUAAUAACAUUGAUAUUCAGUUGUGAUUGCAUUACAAUGGCUGAGAAUCCUAGUAGCGAUGGUCUCUCGGAAGCUGAAAGAUUAAGAGAAGACGAAUUAGCUCAGGAAUUGGAACACAGCGAUUCCAAUGAAGACGAUUCACAAGAGAUAUCAUUAGAAAUCGAAGAAAAGUUGUUGAAAGAUGAACCAGAAUAUACAACACUUGUGAACUAUGGAGAGAGUACACAAAACCCUAACUUGGAGAGUGAGGUAAUAGAAACCUAUUCUGACAGUUCCCAGAAUGUGGAGACUAUACACAGAGCUGACGAGUUAGGCAACAUUUACACUGAGAACUCUGACACAUUUGUUGGUUCACAACCAGACACUCUCACUGAUCAAUAUGAGCCAUAUAUCAAUGAAUACUCAUUUGAUCACUCAAACUUAGAUCAGCAGCAAGUGGAUAUGAUUGAUGAAAAAUAUGAAAAAUUGGAUGAAGACAACAAGGACAAUACUAUUGUGCCAAAUAUUAAUGAGUUCCAACAAAGUGAACCGGUAGAGUAUGAAUCUCAGAUAACAGAAGAAAUGCUGAUCAAUGAGCGGGAAAGAGAAAAGAAGAGUAAGAAGGAAUUGGAAGAGGAGGAACGUGAAAAGAUGCAAGUUCUAGUAUCAAACUUCACUGAAGAGCAGUUGGACAGGUAUGAGAUGUACCGGCGCGCUGCAUUUCCCAAGGCUGCUAUAAAAAGGCUAAUGCAGACGAUCACAGGAUGCUCUGUCGGGCAGAACGUUGUGAUAGCUAUGUCUGGUAUUGCUAAAGUAUUUGUUGGAGAAGUUGUUGAGGAGGCUCUUGAAGUAUUAGAUAAGUCAGGAGAAGCAGGUCCGUUGCAGCCUAAGCACCUACGUGAGGCCCUCCGAAGACUUCGGGUAAGAGGCGCCAUACCAACAAGAAAAGCACAUAAGAGUAUGUUCAGACUUUAGCUACUAAACUCUUAUUAGAUUUGAAUAUAAUUCUCUAACAUUUAAGAACAAAACAAUAAUUAUUUUGUAGUUUGAUUAUGCUGUUGACGUUGUAAAUAAAUUAGUAUUUAAUGUUUAAAAGAAUUGUGUAAAAAUAAUGUAAAGUAUGAUUGCAAAUAAGAUUUACAGUUUUUUGGUGUCAUAAAAAUUUAUAGGUGCAUACCUUCUAAAUGAAACUUUAAAUGAUAUAAUGUCAUUAGUAAUAAUAUGUAUAAUACUAAGUGCCCUUGAAAAGCAAUAAUACCUAAUUGUUAUUAUAAAGACCGAAUUAUAUAAUUUGAGGAGUUAUGAAUACUCACUUGUUCCAAACUCUCAAUAAAAUGAAUGCAGCGUCAAAAGUCUUUAAUAUCGUGUAGAAGGGUUUCACUGUGAUUAUCACAAUAUCAGGUUUUAAAAAAAAAACAACAAAGUAUCAUUAUUAAAAUGUUAAUUUAUUACAUGAUAAAAUCGUUAUUUUUAUUAAAAACAAUAUACAACAGUAACUAAGGAUUAAUCAAGUUCGAAAACUUUGAAAAUAAAAUCAGUCUUGUUAAAAUGGCCAACUAUGUUGUGGACAAGAGACGUUAAUGGAAAUCCUUGGAAGGGUAAUCAAAAUUAUUAAAAAAAUAAAAUGGUAUUCGCUAACAAUAGCAAAUCAAAAAUUAAACAUGUACACAAUAUUCCAUUCAAAACCCAAAUUACGUAAAGAAAUUGGCACUUAAAAGUUAUUUUUGAAAUCAUUCAAAUUAAGAUAUUUUUGAUCUACCCAAUGUUGUUCGUGUAUCACAGAUAUUAAUUACAAUUUCCAAGGUUACCCUGGCCAGUUCAUACAUUUUGACAAAAACAUUGCAACAGAAAUUAAAACUUCGCAAACUAAAUAACAGAUCAUACCAACAGAAUCAGAAUACAGGAUAUUAUAAAUAUUUUAGUUAAUUAUGAAGGCACAAAUUAGUUCAUAAAUUAUAGCAUUUUGGUAACGUUUUGUAAAUAAUAUUACGUUAUUAUUUUAUAGAUACCUUUACACAUUACUUUAAGUUGUCAAUUUAUAUCUAGAUAGUGGUCCAAGAUUCUUGAUUUGUGCAUACAAAUACAGUAGAUUUUACCAAGUAUAAAAAUAUACUUCUCAGUUUUGAGGUAAAUGUAUAACAAAUAAUUAUUAGAUUAACAAACAGAUUCUUUAUUAAAUAACGUAAUGUGUAAUACAA